This is a messenger RNA of Tripterygium wilfordii, 1862 nucleotides long. Its product is annotated as WD-40 repeat-containing protein MSI4-like. Lineage: Eukaryota; Viridiplantae; Streptophyta; Magnoliopsida; Celastrales; Celastraceae. The transcript has 15 exons. Gene Ontology annotation, molecular function: histone binding. The record is from RefSeq and is a predicted model, not a curated record. Gene Ontology annotation, cellular component: nucleus. Gene Ontology annotation, biological process: regulation of gene expression. Bases 98 to 1567 code for a protein of 489 amino acids.
AACGGAGGUCACAUCGCUCUCAGAAUCCCUAGGUGGGGUAGGUCCGGUCCCGGAGAUUGUGUUUCUAUAUAAGAAUCGGCGACGCUGUUGCUAGGAAAUGGAUCCUCCAGCCCCGAAGAAGAGAGGCCGAAAACCCAAGCCCAAGGACGACAAGAAAGAAGACCAAGGCAGCAGAAUGAAAGAGGCCAAGAAAUCUCAGCCACCCACCGUCGACGAGAAGUACACUCAGUGGAAGAGUCUCGUCCCCGUUCUCUACGACUGGCUCGCUAAUCAUAACCUCGUCUGGCCUUCUCUCUCCUGCCGGUGGGGCCCACAGCUUGAUGUUGCAACCUACAAGAAUCGCCAACGCCUUUACUUGUCUGAGCAGACUGAUGGCAGUGUUCCAAAUACUCUGGUUAUUGCAAAUUGUGAAGUUGUCAAACCGAGAGUUGCAGCUGCAGAGCAUAUAUCUCAGUUCAAUGAAGAAGCACGCUCACCAUUUGUAAAGAAGUACAAGACAAUCAUUCAUCCAGGAGAGGUGAACAGAAUCAGGGAGCUCCCACAGAAUGCCAAUAUAGUGGCCACUCAUACUGACAGUCCUGAUGUUCUUAUAUGGGAUGUUGAAGCACAACCGAACCGUCAUGCUGUCCUUGGAGCUACAAAUUCUCGCCCUGAUUUGAUUUUGACUGGACAUCAAGAUAAUGCGGAAUUCGCUCUUGCAAUGAGUCCCGCUGAACCCUAUGUGCUCUCUGGAGGGAAAGACAAGUUAGUAGUUUUGUGGAGUAUUCAGGACCAUAUAACAACAUCAGCCACUGACCCAUCGGCAGCCAAGUCGCCAGGUUCUGGUGGAUCAAUUAUUAAACAAGAUGGAAAUGAUAAAGCUGCUGAUGCCCCUACUGUGGGACCUCGAGGUGUCUACAAUGGACAUGAGGACACAGUUGAAGAUGUGGCUUUUUGUCCAUCCAGUGCACAGGAAUUUUGCAGUGUAGGUGAUGAUUCUUGCCUUAUAUUGUGGGAUGCACGUACAGGCUCUGGUCCGGUCGUCAAGGUUGAAAAGGCACAUGAUGCUGAUCUCCAUUGUGUUGAUUGGAACCCCCAUGAUGAUAACCUGAUUUUGACUGGGUCGGCAGAUAAUUCUGUUCACAUGUUUGAUCGCCGGAAUCUUACUUCUAAUGGAGUUGGAUCACCUAUCUUCAAAUUUGAGGGUCACAAAGCUGCUGUUCUUUGUGUUCAAUGGUCUCCACACAAGUCAUCUGUGUUUGGAAGCUCUGCAGAGGAUGGCCUCUUAAACAUUUGGGAUUAUGAUAAGGUAGGCAAACAGUCUGGGAGUGCAUCAGAAUCCCCCAGUUCUCCUGCUGGCUUGUUUUUCCAGCAUACUGGUCACAGGGACAAAGUUGUUGACUUCCAUUGGAAUGCAUCUGAUCCUUGGACUAUUGUUAGUGUGUCUGAUGAUUGUGAGACCACUGGUGGAGGAGGAACAUUGCAGAUUUGGCGCAUGAGUGAUUUACUCUAUAGGCCAGAAGAUGAAGUUUUGGCAGAGCUAGAGAAGUUCAAGGCCCAUGUGGUUGAAUGUGCUGCUAAAACUUGAUAGUUAGCUUUUGACUUGAACAAUCCCAUUAGGAAAAAAAAAAAAAGACUUGGACAGUUGUAGGGCUUGGAAACAAAUCUCAGUUGUAGAUUGUUACGUAGAUUAGCUCGACGUGGUUUCUUCGAAAGAUUGAGAAUUGUUGUAUCCUUUGACUGGCUUAUGGACCUCGUGAUGUUGAGAGACCCUUUGGUUUUUGACUUGUGAUUUAGAUUGAAGCUAAGAUUUUCGACUUUGCAGUUCCCAGUUUUUUUACAGGCAGGUGCAGUAAGGAAUUUAUUCAGCUGCAUUUAGUAGA